AAAUCUAGUAUUGAACCCGCCGACUGUACAAGGUUUGUGAAAAUUGCGCGAGGAGUCGGCGCUCCUAACACUAAGCCCGGGCAAGUCAGAUAAGGAGAGACAAUGAAGCGUUAGAUAGACGGUGUUCUCUCUGGCCGAGGGCAGCAGUCUGCCGAACCGCACCGGACUGAAGCGUCCUGUACUGCCUGCUACUGCCCGCCUGAUUGUCACUCGACGUGAGGUUGGCCAGGUGUCUGUGAGUCUGCAGGGGCAGCCUGUGUGCUAGCACACACGCGUGCAGCUCUUCUAGUAGGUUACAUUAACGUGUUCUGGUGGUCUGUACUGAAGUUACUGCAUUGCUGGAACGAUGUAAAUUAUCGCUCUCUGGUACCAUACUUAUCAGAGGGCUCCCUCUGAGCUGGGCUGAAAUGACAUUUCUUUUGGUCGCUGCCUCUCAGUUUUGUGCGGACUGGCAGAAGAAACGGAGGCUGCUUUAAUGCGGGAAACACUGAGGCAGCUGAACCCCUGAAUAACUCUUAUCUCAAUAGCAUUUGUGUUCGGAAGCACCAAGGGUCACGAUUUUGAUAAAGCUAUACUUUGAUUUUUUUGAGAACGUGAUCUCCACUACCAAUUAAAAGGCACAGCUUUCUCAGCAAGUUUCCAGCCAUGACCAACACCAUAUUUGGGAACAAUACUGCUCGCUGGGUCUGCCCUAAUGACCGGCAGCUCACUCUCAGAGGAAAGUGGGAUCUACAACAAUGUGACCCAGAAGCCCAGGAAGUGGGAGCAGUCACCAAGGCCACGCUUCCUCCCUGACAAGGAAGCUAACUUACCGAUGAAUUCUCAGCCCAAAAUAUUGUCGGUUCACCAUGAGUGCGGGGUAACCGGGCUACACUGCAAGGGUAUGAGGAGAGAACUUGCGAGGCUGGGAGCCGGCUGGUCGGUGCACACAAACAAAACUGAGAAGCAGCGGAAGAACGAGGAGCUGACCGAGGAAGAGAAGGAAAUCAUCAACAGGGUGAUCGCCCGGGCGGAGAAGAUGGAGGAAAUGGAGCAGGAGCGAAUCGGGCGACUCAUGGAUCGCUUGGACAACAUGCGAAAGAACGUUCUGGGGGAUGGCCUUUCCCGCUGCAUCCUGUGUGGGGAGCAGCUUGGGCUGCUGGGAUCGCACUCCGUGGUGUGUGAAGACUGUAAAAAGAACGUUUGCACCAAAUGUGGAAUUGAAACACCAAGUCGGCCCCGACCCGUGUGGCUGUGUAAGAUCUGCAGUGAGCAGCGAGAGGUCUGGAAACGUUCUGGAGCUUGGUUCUUUAAGGGUUUGCCAAAACAGGGACUGCCAGAACCAAUCCCUGUUAAUAAGCAGAGUCUGCAGAUGGUCAAAGGAGAACAUCCUUCACAGGAACCUCCCAGUCCUGAGCAGAAACCUUCUCACAACUGGACUCAGAAUCGAGGUCAAGCAGAAGGUGGAGUCCCAGCUGCCCAAGGAGAAACGGAUGAGAAGGGAGAAAUCAGUGGAAAGUCAGGCACUGAGGCUGAGCCCGUAGGCCGAGGUCCUCCCAGCUACACUUCUUCGGGACGUCGCCCAACAGAACCCCGGAUGGUGGCAGGCAGUGAAUGUGGAGAAGGUGAGAGUCAGGACGGGUACAGUGGUGACGUGGAGGGUGACAGCAGCAGGAGUCCAGCAGCUGGACGACGUCAUACUUCAGCUCCAGUUUGCCGAGCUCCUGCAGCCCCACAACAAGCUGCUCUGGCACAGCCACCUCAAGCAAGUGCCCCUGGAACUUAUAGACCAGGUCAGGGAAUGACUCCCAGAUACCCAGAGCAAAAGCCAAUGUUAGGAUCUCCGGCCUUGUCGCAUUCUGUGUCCAGUCAACCUCCCCCAUCAAUGGACUCAGGUUACGGCCCAGCGAAGGAGGAUAGAGGUGUCCGUCAGCACGGCCAGUUUACUGCACCCAGCGUGGGCUCCGUAAAGCCUCCUUCCCGCCAACAGCAGCAGGACGAAGAGGACGAGGAGGCUUAUGACUCGGAUGAACCCACGACACUGGGAGCACUGGAGUUCAGUCUGAUAUAUGACCAGGUCAAUAAUGCUUUGCACUGCACCAUCGUGAAAGCAAAGGGGCUGAAACCCAUGGACUCUAAUGGCUUGGCUGAUCCAUAUGUGAAAGUUCACCUCCUCCCUGGAGCCAGCAAGUCAAACAAGCUGCGUACAAAAACUCUGCGCAACACCCGAAAUCCGGUGUGGAAUGAACGGUUAACGUACCAUGGAAUCACCGAGGAUGAUAUGCAGAGGAAAACUCUCAGGAUCUCUGUCCUGGAUGAAGACAAAUUUGGUCACAAUGAAUUCAUUGGAGAGACCAGGGUUUCUCUAAAAAAACUGAAACCUAAUCAAGUCAAGAACUUUAACAUCUGUCUGGAGAGAGUGGUACCGGUAAAGCGAGGUUCUACAGUUGGAUCCACACGGGGAAUGUCACUUUAUGAGGAUGAGGCUGAGCAUUGUGUUGAAACUGAAGAGCGGGGCCGAAUCCUCAUCUCCCUCCUAUACAACAGUCAGCAGGGAGGCCUGAUCGUAGGAAUUAUACGUUGUGUUCAUUUGGCCGCCAUGGAUGCCAAUGGAUACUCUGACCCCUUUGUCAAAAUCUGUCUCAAGCCUGACAUGGGAAAAAAGGCCAAACAGAAAACACAGAUCAAGAAAAAGACACUGAACCCUGAAUUUAAUGAGGAAUUCUUCUAUGACAUUAAGCACAGUGACCUGGCCAAGAAAACCUUGGAGCUCUCUGUGUGGGAUUACGACAUUGGCAAAGCCAAUGAUUAUAUUGGCAGUAUUAUUCUGGGCAUUAAUGCCAAAGGAGACUGCUUGAAGCACUGGUACGAGUGCCUGAAGAACAAGGAUAAGAAGACUGAACGCUGGCAUACCCUGUAUAAUGCGAAUCCCAUUCCCAGUGACUAAGUAUCACCCACCACCGCCAAUGUUUUACUUUUCACCAUUGUUCAUUUCCCUUCUCUUUGUCCCUUUCAUUCUGCUCAAAAUACUUCGAUGAAGGGUCACCAUUUUCAUGAAAAAUGUCUAGCCAACAUUAAUCCUUUGUUUACAUACUAGAUAUAUGCUGUCAUAAUCCCUUUGGAACAACACACCAAUCAUGCAAGUCAUCACUGUGAGAAAAACUGUGCACGAUUCUUCUGGCAAUAUUCUUUCACCCCCUCAUAAAAAUAGGUGCCAAAUUAUAUACUGGAAAGACUUUGUCCCAUUAUGGGUUUGUGUCUCUAUCUCUAUUCUUUCCUUAACAUAUUCUCCCUGGUAAGAACCUGUUGAACUACACAUUGACCUGAAGGGACCAUCAGUUUCCUCAAGACUUACCCAUGGGUGCAUGUUGCCAACAGAUAUACCAUGACAGGGCAGGAGAUCCAACUGCAGCCUGGGUGAAGCAACCCUAAUUCCCACCUCCUCGUACUGAAUUACACUUGCCAGAAUACAUCUUCCCAUUUGGAGGCAGAUUUUGGGAAAUAAUCUGCCUGGUUUCCGACCCAUCUCUCUAAAUUGCACAUGAAGUGCAAAGUGGUUUUCAGACAGCUUUGGAGCCCAGGGGAAAAAUUAUGGCCUAAAAUGUGACUAAUCCCCAAGAUCAGAUGGUUUCUCUUAAGGGUUUUUCAAUGUAGGGAUAUUACAAAUACCCUCAACAUAAUCAGCCAAAGCUGUCAGUUUAAGAACUGAUUCAUUAAACUGAAAAAUUAUGUAUGGCUCUUAUUUAUUAAAGAUGAGAGAAGAGAAUCAUGGAAUUAGAUACCAGUCAGCAAAUCAUCUAGAAUCCGUAUAGCUAAGCAUUGAGUGAUGAACAUCUUGUUAACUUUCAGUUGAUCAGAGGGAUCCAGCCUAAGUAUGGAUAAUGCAUAAUGAUUGAAGAUUUAUUGAAGAGAUAGCAAGGUGGUGGCCAAUGGAAUGUCUCUGGAAUGUCAAGGGAAUGUAGUAUUAGGCAGAUUCCUAAUGACAGAUGUGAUGGAACGAAUGGUUUGAAGUGUUUGUACUUUAAUGCUCAGAUUAUUAUGGGCAAGAGUCAUGAACGUAGCGCACAGAUCAGUACAUGGAACUAUGAUGUUGUGGCCAUUACAGAGACUUGGCUGAAAGAGGGACAGGAAUGGGUGAUCGAUGUAUCAGGGUGUCAAAGUUUUAGGAAGAAUAGAGAAGGGGGUAAAAGAGGAGGAGGAGUUGCAAUACUAGUUAGAGAUAAUAUAUCAGCUGCACUCUGGGAAGAUGUAAUGGAGGGCUCGGAUACAGAGUCUAUUUGGGUAGAACUCAGGAAUAGGAAGGGUGCAAUCACUCUCUUGGGGGUGUACUAUAGACCUCCCAAUAGCCACCGGGACAUUGAGGAACGGAUAUGCAAACAGAUUAGGAAAAUGUGUAAAAAUAACAAGGUUGUGGUCAUGGGAGACUUCAACUUCCCUGAUAUAAAUUGGGAUCUUUUUAGUGCAAGGGGGUUAGAUGGGGCAUAAUUUGUUAGGUGCAUCCAGGAGGGGUUCCUAAAUCAAUAUGUUGACAGUCCAACAAGGGGAGAGGCUAUUCUGGACCUGGUGCUGGGUAAUGAGCCUGGCCAGAUGACUCAUCUAUCGGUAGGUGAGCAAUUGGGGAACAGUGACCACAGCUCAUUAACUUUCAGGAUAGCAGUAGAUAAGGACAGGUAUGGGGUUAGCAGGAGGGUUUUAAAUUAGAGCACGGCUAAUUAUGAAGGCAUAAGGCAGGAACUAGGUUGAGUAAACUGGGAACACCUUUUUGCUGGCAUGUGGAAAGUGUGUAAGGAUCAAAUACAUAGAGUACAGAAUAGGUAUGUCCCGAUUAGAAGGAAGGACAUGAAUGGCAAAAUAAGGGAACCUUGGAUGUCCAGAGAAGUGAUGAACUUAGUCAAGAAGAAAAAGGACAAGUAUGUAGAGCUUUGGAAGUAGGAUCAGACAGAGCACGUGAGGACUAUAAAGAAGCUAGAAAUGAACUCAAGAAAGGAAUUAGGAAAGCUGGGAGGGACCAUGGAAAGUCCUUAGCAAGCAGGAUUAAGGAGAAUCCAAAGGCAUUCUAUACCUACGUCAGGAAUAAGAGGAUAACGAGGGAAAGGGUAGGACCACUUAAGGAUAAAGAAGGGAAUCUAUGUUUGGAUGCAGAGGAUGUGGGUGAGGUUCUGAAUGAGUAUUUCGCUUCAGUAUUUACCCAGGAAAGGGACAUGCAGGACGCAGAAAUUGGAACUGAGGGCAGAAAAAUGUUAGGUUACUGAGGAAGGCAAGAAAGGAAAUUGCUGGGGCCUUGACCAGUAUCUUUGUGCCCUCCCUGACCACUGGUGAGGUCCCGGAGGACUGGUGAGCGGCUAAUGUUGUUCCUCUAUUUAAGAAAGGAACAAGGGAAAAUCCAGGGAACUGUAGACCGGUGAGUCUCACGUCUGUUGUAGGGAAAUUAUUGGAGAAAAUUCUUAGAGAUAGGACAUACGAGCAUUGGGAAUCCAAUGGCUUGAUUAGGGGAAGCCAGCAUGGCUUUGUGCGGGGCAAGUCAUGUCUUACUAACCUGGCUGAGUUUUUUGACAAGGUGACGAGAGAGAUUUGUGAAGGUAGAGCUGUGGAUGUCAACUAUAUAGACUUCAGUAAGGCAUUUGACAAGGUCCCACAGAAUCAGUUAAUCAAGAAAGUUCAGAUGCAUGGUGCCAAUGGAGAAUUGUCUGUGUGGAUCCAGAACUGGCUUGGCCAUAGAAGACAGAGGGUGUUGGUUGAAGGGACUUAUUCGGGCUGGAGGCCUGUGAGUAGUGGUGUUCUGCAGGGAUCUGUACUGGGACCUCUGCUGUUUGUGAUGUAUAUAAGUGACCUGGAUGAAAAUGUGGAUGGAUGGGUUAGUAAGUUUGCAGACCAUACCAAGAUUGGUGGAGUUGUGAAUAGUGUAGAAGACUGGCGACGGAUACAGCGUGAUACAGAUCAGUUGCAGAUGUGGGCAGAGAAAUGGCAGGUGGAGUUUAACCCAGAUAAAUGUGAGUUGUUGCAUCUUGGUAGGAUUAGUGUCAAGAGGCAGUACACUCUUAAGGGCAAGACCCUUAACAGUAUUGAAGAGCAAGAGACCUUGGGGUGCAAGUCCAUGACUCAUUGAAAGUGGCUACACAGGUAGAUAGAGUGGUUAAGAAGGCUUAUGGAAUGCUUGUAUUUAUUAGUCAAGGUAUUGAGUAUAGGAGUCAAGGAGUUAUGAUGCAUCUCUAUAGAACUCUGGUUAGGCCGCAUCUAAAGUAUUGCGUGCAAUUCUGGUCACCUCACUACAGGAAGGAUGUUGAGGUUUUAGAGGGGGUGCAAAGGAGUUUUACCAGGAUGCUGCCUGGAUUAGAAGACGUGCUAUAGGAGAGGCUGGACAAACUUGGGCUCUUUUCACUGGAGCGGCGGAGGCUGAGGGGUAACCUCUUGGAAGUGUAUAAAAUUAUGAGGAGCAUAGAUAGGGUGGACAAGCAACAUCUUUUUCCCAUUACUGAGCGAUCCUAUACCAGAGGGCAUGCAUUUAAGGUGAGAGGGGGUAGGAUCAGAAGAGACAUGAGGGGUAUGUUUUUUACACAUAGAGUGGUGGAUACCUGGAAUGCAUUGCCUGAUAGGAUGGUGGAGGCAAAUUCAUUAGGGGAUUUUAAGAGGGGCUUGGAUGGGCACAUGAAUGAAAGGAAAAUAGAGGGAUAUGGGCAUUCUGUAGGUAGGAGGGAUUAGCUAUGUCGGCACAACAUUGUGGGCCAAAGGGCCUGUUCUGUGCCGUACUGUUCUAUAUUCUGGAUGUUCUUUCUAUGGUCUUGCAGAGGUCAUUAGAUGAAGUCCCUCAAUGAGACUACUUAGUAGAGUUGAAGCUCUUGAAAUUGAAGGCAAUAUAUUGAGCAGGCAAGGGAAUUGCCCAGUAGCAGGACAGUGAGUAGGGAUAAUGUGCAGGGAGUCAAAUUGGCAGCUCAUGACACUAUGUUCCUCUAGGAUCUAGGUUGAGGCCAGAACUGUUUACUGUAUUCAUAAAUUAAUUAAAUGAUAAGAAAGCCUUGUAUUCAAGUUUACUGAUAACACAAAAGCUUGUAAGCAGCAUAAGUCAAAGCAUUAAAUUUCAAGGGGAUCGUGAUCACUUUGAUCUAAAACUGCACCAAACAGAUAUCAGCAUGGGCAAGUUAAAAAGCCAAUGCAAGGUUAGCUUUUAUGUUCAAGCCCUGGUUGGAUAGUUCUGGGCUCCACGUCUUAGGUAGGAUAUAUAGGCUUGAUGGGGGUGCUCCAUUUCUUACAGUAUCUGUGCUUCAAGCAUUAAAUUAUGAUGAACAAUUAAACAAACUAGGGUAUUCCAUCAAAUUUAGAAGUGGUAGAAGGUAAAUAGGUAGUAGAAAUUUAGAACUUCCUUCUGCAAAUGAGGAUUGAUGCUCUAUCAAUUGUUAAUCUUAGAUUUGGAAAUUCAUAGAUUUUUGUUGAAUGUAGAUACCCUGGCAGGCAUCUGUUUGUUGGUCAUAGAUUAACCAUGAUCACAUUGAAGAGUGGAACAGAUUCUGGGUAAAAUAUUACACUCCUGUUCUAAUGUUUUUGAACUUAAAAGCUUUAUAGAUCUGGAUUUGAGACUAGGGAAGGAUCCCUCGGCUUAGGAGGGAAGGGUGAUCAAUUCAUGAGCAUCCUUUCCACUUCGGCCUCAUUUUGCAGCAGCACCUGCUGAAUGAGGUAGCAUCUCUGGCACAUCACACUCUUGCUCCCAAAAAAGGAUCUGCAGAACUACCUGAUGAUUAUCUCCAUUGCAAAGGCAGUUUUGAAUAGACUGCCCAGAAACCACUUAAAUUAAACAAUGCGUUAUAUUAAUGUCGAGACCAUUCAUAACUUUUUGGACAUACCUCCAACUCCUGAGUCUGAUCCUGAGGUGAGAGUUGAUCUCACCUUUUCUAAUUGACAUCACUAGUUUCCUGAAAUGAUUAUUUUCACUGAGGCUUAGACCUCCUUUAUUCAAGAACAUCAAGCUCCAGGGCAAGUUAAGAGACCAAACUCAAAGGGAAAAUGUAUUCCAUUCAGGUGCUUAAAGCUGCAGUGGGAAGCCUCGGAAUAUUUAUUGAUGAUUUAGUUAUUGUGAUGUUGAUCUGCUAAUUAGAAAAAGAAUGGGAUUAACUAUUUUGUACUCAUCUCCUGUGUGAGAUUAUUAAUACAGAAUGUUCCCUUAUAAACCCGAUUCGUGAACUCACUGGAAGCAAGGUCAUGAUGUAAAUGGAAGGAAGUUCUGUGCUCAGGCUGCCUCUUAUCACGAUCUCAAAGCAUGAAUCAUUAACACGAAGGGCGAUUACACUGAAUUACAUGAUAUAUGUGGCAGAGAAGCAAAGAGUUCGCCUAACCAGUUCAGGCCGGCACUUUUGUGCUAUUCUUGUAUACUCCCACUUUAUCUAAACCUAUCAAUAUACUGCUGCUCUCUCUUCUCCCUCUUUUGCUUGUGCACCCUCCUCAUAAUAUAGAUAAAAGUAUCUUUUUAUAAGUAUGAGGCAAUUCUGUGGAAUUGAUUUAAAAGCAAUGUAAAUAAUUGCUUCUCAAUGGUUCAUUUUAAAAAUGGGGAGCAGUUGCCACAUAGAGGAGGAUUCGGGAAGGCUGAGUUGUAAUUACGGUGCACAAUUAUCCCUCUGAUAUCCAGUGGUUGAUUCACCAGUUUGUAGGUGAACUGUCUGAAGGGUGGAGAGAGUCCAUGUUUCCAUCCAACACACUGCCAAGGUCAAUGGGCCCAUGGCCAAUUGGAACGGCAACAGUUUGGUCACUACCUCCUCUGGAGAUGUGGGCAACCAGUAGGAGAGGAACAGGUGUUACUGCAGGGACCAUGUCAGGAUGAACCAUCCACACACAUCGCUGCAGCUCUCCAACUUCACACGGGGGGUGCGAACUCCUCACUCCACUGGGGGCACUUGGGGUGCCACUCAGCAGCAGCCACAGAAGGAGACAUAGCCAUCCUCAUCGACCAGUCCCUCCCUCUGCCCCGACACUGCAGCACCGACAGGAGUGCUUCUGAAGGUUGUCAGGAUCAUUGGGAACCUCCGGAUAGGGGUUGCACUGGUGAAGCACAGUGAAGUGGUUGGGCACAGCCAGCUGCUCCUGCCGUGGGCCUGGCGUUGGUUCUGGCUAGGGUUACAGAGGAAGGGCAGGGCCUCAAGGCAUAUCUGGGAGAUGCGCACCUGCUGGGACCUGCCCAAGUGCACAGGCUUCAGGUGGAUCUGUGACACAGUGCCAAUGGAUCCACAUACACUGAGGUCACCAGAGGUUGGCUGUUGCUGUGGUUACUUGGCUUGGCUCCUUUGCAUCAUCCAUGGAGACAUUCCCAUCCAUUACCCUGAAUAAUUCAGUCAACUACAUUUUGAAAAUUUACCUUCAAGAACUUCAGAUUGUCACUGGGGAGCAUUUUGGAGGGUAUUACUGCAAGACUUGGCAAUAUUUAUGAUCUAGGUUUUAAUUAAAAUGAUAAAUAUUUUAUAACACUGACAUGAGAUAUGACAGAAUUCUAUCUAGACCCAUACUGUAUCUAUUGACUGUCUCCAAACAUGGAAUUCUUCUGAUGAGCCAUUUGGUUAUGGCAAGAGUGUCUAAGCAUUGUGUAUUAACCUCUUAGUAAAAUCCUGUUCUUUAUUUCUAGCAUUUUCAGACUCCUUAUCCAAGAGAAACUAGUAGUCUGGUGUGACAGAAUACCCCGGGAUCAAUUCAGUAAUAAUAUCUGUUGGCACAACUGAAAUAAUGCUCAGAUCAAGGCAUCUCUUUAACUAAUGGAUAGCAAGUCUUGGGCUUGUUAUUUUUAAUAGGAAUGCAUGACCUGGAGAAGGCAAUUUGAAGCAUAAUCUCCAGAUGAAACAUGGUGAGAAGCUGAGCAUAUGACCACCAAUUCAGAGAGAUUUAGGUCUGUUAGGAGUUGGGUCAUUGUGUAAGGUAUACAGGAGCAAGAUGUAUACUGAGUGGAACAGUCACAGUUCAAAGAUUGGUGAUGAAACAUAGCAAUAUUAUAAAAGGAAGAGCCCACUGAGUCUGUUUAACCAUUCAAUUGGAACAUGGCUGAUUAAAAUCUUAACUCAGUUUACCUGCCUUGAUUCUGUUACUUUCCUGCAACAGAAAGCUACCAGUUUUGAGAAUGAAGCAAAAAUUGAAUUGGUUGAUGAACUCAGUGGGUCAGGCAGCAUCUGUGGAGGGAAAUAGACAGUUGAUGUUUUGGGUUGAGACCCUUCAUCAUUCAUCAGUCAGCUGACAGUUUCUCUCCACAGAUGUUGCCUGACCCACAGAGUUCCUCCAGCAGCUCGUUUUUUACUCCAGAUUCCAGCAUCUGCAGACUCUUGUGUCUCAGUUUUGAUAUUUUCAUGCUGUAAGUAGGAAGAAGACAUUGAUCACCUUGUCCUUUCAUCUGGAACGUGAAUAAAACCAGCCAGGGCAAAUGAACAAUAGCUUCUCCCUUUUGGAUGUGGUGGCCCUGAUUAAAUUAAGAAGGACGAUGGGUGUGGGUUUACAACACAAAAUUGCCAGAUGUCAAAAUCUUGCUCCAACAGAAGCAAAAGCAAUUGAAAUUGCCACACUGAAACUUCAGAGCUUGGGUGGGUCACUUCAUCUUAUUGUGUAGAGAUAAUCUGACCAAUGCAGAAUUAUUCUGUUUGAGUUUCAUACUCAACUAGAUGUGAAAGAGAUACUAGUGUUCCUUCCGUAGUUCUUCAAGCCCUUAUCUGAUGGAAACUAAAUUCUUCUCUCCGCACUCACCACCUAGCAAAUAAGUACAAUAGUACAGCUACUUGUAAAUAUAUAGCACUUCUAACAUAGUGAAACAGCCCAAGGCAUUUCAAUGGGAACAGAAUGUGACAAUAAGUCAUAUAAGGAAAUAUUAGGACAGAGGUGAAAUAAAUUGAUUUUUAAAAACCUAUUGAAGAAAGAUCAGGAUAUCGAGGGGCAGUGAGGCUUAAGGAGAGAAUUCCAGAGUAGUCCCUGGACAGCUGAAUGGCAAGCAAAAUUACCUUUGUUCUUGCAAAGGCUGAUUUGUAAACUUUUAAUUUCAAUAUUAGUGAAGCUGUACUAGUAAUUCAGUUGGUGUAGAAUUAAUGGCUGUGCCUUUUUUACAUACAACCAUAGAGACACAAAUUUCAAGUAUUAACAGUUAAAACUGAACAAUCUGACUACAUUGGGGGACUAAUAAAUGUAGAGUUCUUUUACAUGAAAUCUCCCUGAAGCGUUUUAUAACAUAGAAUGAUCUCCCUCUCAUGAUAUGAGAAGUGUUGCCUGAUACACAGAUCUUCAUUAAAUGGCUGGGGGAAAGCCUUUGGAAGAAAAAAUAAUAUUUCCAUGAACAGCUGUCUUUCAAAAAUAUCCAUCCUUUCCAUCUAGGAGUUUUAUCAAAUAAUGAUUGUCUUCCAGUUGUACUUUUUUUUAAAAAUUCUGACUCUGCCAAUGUUAGGUUGAUGGUCAGAUGAAAGCUGUAAGACUUUUGAGGAUCCCCUGUCCACUCUGGAGUCUUGAGCUGAAUCUGAGGAGCCAGUAGGGAGAAACAAAUGGUACUGUAAUGAUCUUGUACCCCAAGGUGUCUUGAAUUCUUUGAAAAUAGGAUAAGGUACAGUAUUUAAUCAAAUGUGACAGGAAACUCUUCUAUUGGAACAUAAUUAAAUUUUCUUUCUGCUGUAUUAAUCAGUCAUACAGUUUGAACAGUUCUGAUGCCUUCUCUGGUGCUUCAUAGAGUGGCAGGUCUCCAUUGAGCUGAUGGCUUGAUUUAAUGCCAAUUUAGUUUUCAUCCCUGGAGUUGAAAUUUCAGAUGAACACUCUCUAGAACAGUGCAUUUGUGGGCUUCUGUCAUGGCAUUUACAAUAUGCUGUAGGGGUAACUUUACCCUACAUUUGAUUUUGUCUACUUUUGUACAUAACACAGUCUGGUGCAGGAUAGUAGAUACGACUGUGCAUGUCCUUGAGUAAGUAAAGUUGGCAUAAUUACAGUACAGUAUUACAGCAUGAUGCCGCUGUGGUAGUGGGAGCAGCAUUCCAUUGUGCUCACACAAUGUGAACUUUGCUUCUAGAGCUUUACAUGUCAAACCUUUGAAUCUCAAGUCUGUAGUUGGAUCAUUUUUCUUACAAAUAGCAUUAGGCAUUAUUUCAUCCUUCCAUUUCCCAGAAGCAUAUCGGAAUGUACGGGACUCAUUUAGAUUUGCGGCCACUAACAAAAAUCGGCACUAUCCUCCAUUAAUAAUUCACAUGCCAUCAGGCCAAGAUUCAUCCUGGAUCUGAGGACUCUCAUUACCACUUUGUGAGGCUUCAUGGACUAACAAUGACUCGCUGGGCUUUCGAGGAAACACGCCAAGACCUGUUGAUAGCAUGUUAACACUUGCUGUGCUGUUGCGGAAUUGAACAGAGACCCACUGAGGUUUCAUGUAGAGACCCCAAGACCUGCCAAAGCUUACCAAAGUCUCACUAAAAUAACGGAGCUUCCUGCAAGCUUGAGUAUAUGGACUUACAGUUUACGGUUCCCCAAUAAAUGGUGUGCGGGUUCUGUUCAUUGUUAACAAAUCUCUACUAAUUGCCUUUCAUAUAAAUGUGGUUGGGGGAAAAGGAGGUAAUUAGAAAAAGGGAAUCUUUGGUGGCAGAAUGGGAAUCGUUAAUUGCAAAAAGUUUUCUGGCCUUAGCUUUUCAGUGUUCUAAUGCACAAAAUGCUUUUUCCACACCUAUACUUUUGUGUUUGAGGUAGAUCUCCAACAGACCCUAUAAUCUCUGUCUCCUUGCUUCUGUUCAUCUGUCUGUAAUCUACUUUCUGCUAUGAAUUAAGGCAGUGCAUGUUGCUAUAUAUCAGACACUUCUGACAACCACCUAAAUUUGGGGCUUUUAGGGGGAAUGGGGGGGGUGCGAGAAAGAGUCAAUUAGUGGUGAUAGUAAUCAGAUCUAAUUUGAUGCUAAUAUUUUGGAGGUACUAAAUCCAAAAAGUGCCACUUUAUGUGUUUCUGGGUAAAACAAAAUCUGUCAAUACCAGAAGAUGUUAGAAAGGCUCUGCUAUACUGUCACCCCUAGCUCUGUAUAUAAGCAGCAUGUGAUACCUUCUUAAUCAGCAUGUCCAAACUGGUUACCUUGGAAUCCGCAUGAUGUUUUGGAGUGAACUUGGGUGCAGAAAGGAAGCAAAACGUGAUUUUGUAUUGAGGUGCCUGCAAUACUGAGACUGUCUUCCAGUGCAUGCAGAUAUAAAGCUCUAUUAACCACUUUGUCCUGAUGAUGCAUAUAAAGUGAUACCACACA
Molecule: messenger RNA, 13181 nt
Organism: Pristis pectinata (smalltooth sawfish)
Lineage: Eukaryota; Metazoa; Chordata; Chondrichthyes; Rhinopristiformes; Pristidae
Product: rabphilin-3A-like
Exons: 22
Coding region: 695-2926 (743 amino acids)
Biological process (GO): intracellular protein transport
Cellular component (GO): membrane
Molecular function (GO): small GTPase binding
Source: RefSeq, a predicted model, not a curated record